AAUGAUUAAUCAUGGUGUAAAUGAUUUUUAAUAACAAAUUUGAGAAGCAGAUCAAGUGGCCUUUAAAUAUAUAUGGAUUAUUAUAUAUAUAUAUAUAGAUAUAGAUCUAUGUCUACAUAGAAUCCAUAGAUCUAUAUAAUUAUAAUCUACCUGAAUCUAAUGGUGAAAAGUUACUAAGAUGACCAAAAAGAAAAAAGGCCAAGCAUCUUCUAAAGUUCUUCCUUAUGUGCCAAAAUAUACAGGCCUGACUUUUAAAGUUGAGGAAACAGUUAUAACAUCACAUCCUUUGUCGGUACCUAUCAAUUUAGCUGAAGAGAAGGCUAAAUUUAUUAGAACAGGAAUAUCUCCUAAUUUUGAAGUGCAGGAUCCGUCAAAACUUACUGAAUUAGCAAACAAGGCAAAAAACAAAAUUCGAUUUGAUUUAUUGUCUGAGGCAGAGUAUAUUUUAGAGCAUGUUAGGAAUCAGUAUGGAGAUGGAGAGAAUUAUCUAGAACAUGCUUAUGGUCCUCGUAUAAAUACAGAGGAAGCAACACCACUUUUGUUACAAUACAUUGAAGAAAAUGCCUUAUCAGAAUCUCUCAAAAUUCAUUGGUGUGACAAUUUAGCUUGCAGUGCUAAAAUGGUAUGGCGUGGUCCAGUUGUUAAUGCAAACAGACCUGAACGCAGAAAAUAUUCAUUAUGGAUCAAUUCUUCUGAUGAAAAUAACUAUAUGAGAGAGAGUGGAAUUUGCUGUUUAAUGGACCAUGAAAUUGGGACUCAUUUUUUUCGUAUGUUCAAUGAUGGGCUCCAGCCCUGGUUUUCAGAUCGAUCUAAGUUUGGAUUACGCAACAUGGGUUCUUUUGAAAGUCAGAGCACAGAAGAAGGGUUGGCUUCAGUCAAUACAGCAUUACGAGGAAGAGUUAAAUUUCUUUGGGGAGCAGCUUUCACUUACUAUACUGUAUGCAAAUCAGCAGAGUAUAACUUUAAAGAACUGUUUGACCACAUUGGUCGUUACACAUCAAAUAUUGAUUACAGAUGGAAGCAAGUCAUGCGCGUUAAGCGAGGCCUGUCUGAUCCAAAUCACCUGGGAGGUUUAGCCAAUGAUCAAUGUUAUUUUGAAGGUGCAGUUUCAAUUCUUAGAAACAUUGACAAAAUAGACUUUAACCUGUUGAUGUCUGGGAAAAUCUGCAUUGAUGAAGUGGACAGAAUAAAGAGAGUUGUUCGCAAAGACUUCAUUCGUCUCCCGACAUUCAUGCACAAUAUGACAGCUUACAAAAACACACUUAAACAAAUGUCAGUCCUCAAUGGUUUAGACAAGAGCUACCCUAAACAAGUCCCGCCACAAAUUUAUGUCAAUUUUUUAAAUAACAUUGACAAGCCAAAGAUUAGAAAACCUAAAAAGGUGAGCUCAAAAAUGAAGUUGUCUAGGAAAAGAAGUGAUAUACUACUGAGCGUGGAUGCUAAUGAUAACAAAAUGAGAUCAGAGAAACUUAAAAUUACCACCUUAAAGAGAUCUGAAGGCCAGGUUCGUCUUGUUUUGAGAGAUAUGAAGAAAUCAGCCUCAGAUAGUAAGGUUAAAGAUGGAACAUUUGAUAAAGAAAAAAAAGCAGCUAAGGUGCAACAUGAAGAGAUGGUUGAAAGUUUUAAAUUAUCUGAACGCUUUGUCAAUCGUCAUCAAAUUAUCAGAAUUGAGGAGAAGAAGAAAGAAGAGAGCUCGAAAACAGUUCAGCUGGUUGGAAAAAUCUGCUCUGAUAUUCUUGAGCUGGACAGUCAAUUAAACGAGAGGAUUAGAAGUUUACAAAAUAUUGUCCGAGAACAUGUUUGGUCAAAUAAUGAUAGCGGUUAUAAGGAAUCACUGAUGAGGCAGAUAAUGCUUGCAAAAAACCCAGAGAAUAAAGAAGGUGAUGUUGAAGGGGCUUUCGGUGAUGGCGGGGUAACACAAACAAUCAUGCCAUUGUGUCAGUUUAAAGAUUCAAGUUUAGAGUCUUUGCCGGCACUUCUCAGUAGGGGUUCAUCGUUGAAUAAAGUGAAUGUUUCAGGUCAUCAUCCAAACAUUUUCAGUUUGUCCACACAGCAACAGCCAGAAACACCUAUCCUUUCUAAUGGGCCAGACACAUUAGCGAGGAAAAAAAUGUGUAUACGCAAACUUAUUCAGACUUAAACAUUAUAAAAAUAUUUUAUUUACAAUGAACAAUUUACCUGUUCAGCAGAUGUUUGUUUUUACUCACCUAAUUUACUAAGAUCCAAUCAGGAAAAUGACAUUGUCUUUCAUGACAGACUCAUCAACUAUAUACUCUAGUGUUCAAAUGUUUAGAAUAUUUCUAUGGUACAUGUUAACUCAAUGGCUUGAGAGCUAUAUUUUGUUUUAUUCCAAUGUGAUCACAACAGUGCUUCACAUUAUCAGAUUCAGUUUGACGUCAUGGUUAAGGUGUUGAUGCAAGUUAAAAGAAAAACUGUUAUACAAUCUCCUGGUUAUCAGAAAGUAACUUUCAAGAGGACUAUUACAGAGAACAUAUAAUGCAUUUUGCUGGUAUCCGAUAACUUGUUGACAUUGAUCCUAUAAAAUGUGUUUAAUACAAGUCAUGUACUUUACAAUACUUAGGAGAUUAACAAUUUGAAAUAAAUGCAAAUCAAUCAUUUCAGAAACAUGGUUGCUGGCCUUUAUAAGGUAUUUAUUCAUUUGCAUAAAUCUUAAUUGUAAUUGUAACAAUUUAACCAAUUCCUUUCAAUAUCAAUUAAUCAAAAAUAUCUAAGUUAUUAAUUACCCAAGUGUGUUUCAACCAUUGCCAUUAACUUUAGAAGUAUUUUAGUGUCCAAAAGUUUCAAUAUAAUUUUAGCAAUUUGUGUAUUAUAUUAAUUAUAAUAAUUUUCCAAACCUGAUCAAAAUAUAGUUUGUGAUUUUGCCUAGAAUAUCAUAGUUUUGGACUUCCACACGUUUUUAUGCAAUAGGUGUAGAUUAACUAUAAACUAAGACAGAAUAUUAUUUUUUCUCUUAAUUAAUUAACAAGCAGGAGUCUGACUAUUGCCGUAUACAAAAUUUCAUCUCUAAUCUUUAACAAAGAUGUACCAAAAUUUAUUUCUCAAGAAAAUCAAACGGUUUUUUUUUAAAUAUUGCUUCCUUAAUCUAAAUGACUCAACAUUUAACCAUAGCUUUAUUACUCAAGUAACGCACUUUUGUUCCAUACAUGUAUCUUUUUCUUAUUUACCUUACAUAUAUAUAUAUUUAUUCUACUCCCCUCCACAUGAUUUAACAAUCAACAUUUUUAGAAUUAGCAUUUAUAAUUAUAGAUCAGUUAAAUAUUUGAAAUAAUGCUGAAUCUUAAAUUCAUUCUGUUGGACAAGUAAUGAAAUAAUAACUAAACAUCUUUCUAAAUAAUUAAUUUAUUAAUUUAAUUCAUAUGUCAAUAUUUCUUGGAAUAUCAGAUACAAUUUUAAAUACUGCUAUAUUUAUAGGAGAUAUCAAUCUUUCUAUAACAAAAUUGACCAUUUUUAUUCCAUACAAUACAAGAAAAUCCAGAAAAUACAAGAGAAAUGUACUAUCAAUGGUCUAUGUAUGAACCUGGUUUGUAGAUGCUUAUGUUUGUUAUGGUAUUGAAUGCUUUACAGAAGUCUGGUCAGAUUUUAUUAAAAACCCUUUUCAGUAAACUAGUCUGGUGUUAAAAUAAGUUAUUUUGUUAAAUUAAUGGCAUAAACAUCUGUCUAAACAAACCAUGUCUUUCAGCCAAUUUUAACAGGCUUUGAAACAUUGUAAAGCUAAUAUCUGUCUCAUACAUUUUUUGUUUGUUUAUUUUAUAUUUAAUUUUAUUGCCCUGGGUAAAAUUACUCACAUUUUACAGUUUUUCUUAUCAGUAAUUACAAAUGUGGGUUGUCUCAUUUAAAGAUGACUUGUUCAUACAAUUAUUUAUAAAUACAGAUUUCUGUCAUUGAACAUCAUUUAAAGUUUCACAUAGUAUGUUAAAAUAUGUAAGUGAACUUAUAAAAGGAAUUUUUAUUCCUGUCAUAUAUGAAUAAAUCAUUAAACAAAGUAUCCAAGUUUUUAAAACUAAACAAAUCUAAUUUAAGAUAUUUAUGUUUUUUCACUUGUGGCUGUUUAAUCAAACAUUAUUAAUCCUCAUUUAUGAAGUUGGCUGAAUUUAACACAUGCAUUUACAAGUGUGAAUUGUUAAUGAUUUAAUUCACUCAUGCGGACUACAAAUGGCUAAUUUAUUUUUUAUUGUUUUUGCAUCAGUUUUGUGAUGGUCUUAUUUAUUUAUGUUAUUUGAAUAUCACAUUCUCAUUCACAUAUUUUUUGAAGCAACAGAUUUACUCUACUUUUAUAUAUAUAGAAGAACAAAAUGUAUUGAAAUAGUUCAAUAUCCUUUACAUUGCUUAAUUUAAGUAGAUUAUUUUUUACUUGUUUUUAUUUCCUAGCUUUGAACGCAGGUUUUUUUUUUAGUUUAGCGGAGUGAUCGAAAAUAAUUUAAACUAGGAAAAUUCAAUGAAGGUGACAUUCUAGUGCCAUAUAUCAAUUUAUAUCAAUUUAUUAGUAACGGUGGAUUGGAUAAUUUUUGUACUGUCAUGAUACCAGAGUACCUAAAAUUAGUAAAUAUUUUUUCUUUAUUUCUUAACUUUUCAUUAGUAAAGAUAAUUGCACUGUGCAGCUUUAAAAAAAAAAAGAAUUUUAUGUUUAUUAUUAAAAAUUAUUGACAAUGACA
Physella acuta is the source of this 4673-nucleotide messenger RNA. Its product is annotated as putative tyrosine carboxypeptidase MATCAP2. The record is from RefSeq and is a predicted model, not a curated record. Lineage: Eukaryota; Metazoa; Mollusca; Gastropoda; Physidae.